Molecule: messenger RNA, 1086 nt
Organism: Geodia barretti
Lineage: Eukaryota; Metazoa; Porifera; Demospongiae; Tetractinellida; Geodiidae
Source: the annotation of a GenBank genome assembly
AUGUUGGAUAAGGUUGUGCUGGACAAGCUCGCUACGGUCGAGCAGCGCUCUGAAGAGUUGGAGUUGCAGAUGGCGGACCCGGAGGUCGCGGGGGAGUACUCGCGGCUUGAGGGGGUCAUCAAGGAGCACAGCUCGCUCAGGCACAUCGUGGCGCUGUUCCGUGAGUACCGAGGGACGAUCGACGAGCUGGAGGAUGCGAGGACCCUGAUUCGCGAGGAGAGCGAUAGGCAGAUGGCCGCGCUCGCUCGCGAGGAGAUCGAGGAACUCGAAGGACGGCAGGGUGAGAUCGAGCACGAUCUUCGGGUCGCGCUGAUCCCUAAGGACCCGAACGACCAGAAGGGCGUAAUCGUGGAGGUGCGAGCGGGCACGGGGGGCGAGGAGGCGGGCCUUUUCGCCGCGGAGAUGUACAGGAUGUACACACGAUUUGCUCAGCGCCACAGCUGGGGCGUGGAGGUCAUCAGCAGCACGGAGACGGGGCUGGGGAGUAUCAGGGAGAUCAUAUUUCAGAUCGACGGCAACGGCGCGUACAGCCGUCUCAAACAUGAGAGCGGGACACACCGAGUUCAGCGUGUGCCGGUGACCGAAUCGAGCGGACGCAUUCACACGUCGGCCACGACGGUCGCGGUGCUGCCGGAGGCGGAAGAGAUCGACGUCCAGAUCGACCCGGACGACUUGGAGAUCGACGUUUUCUUGGCCGGCGGGCACGGCGGGCAAAGCGUGCAGAAGAACUCGACGGCGAUCCGCAUCACCCACAAGCCCUCAGGCAUGGUAGUGCAGUGCCAAGACGAGCGCUCGCAGUUGAAGAAUAAGGAGAAGGCGAUGGCCGUGCUCCGCUCCCGGCUGCUGGCGCAAGAGGUGGAGCGACAACAGGCGGAGAUUUCGCAGGACCGGAAGUCGCAGGUGGGUACGGGCGACCGGUCGGGCCGAGUGCGCACGUACAACUUCCCGCAGGACCGCGUCACCGACCACCGGGUCGGGUACACGCGUCACAACCUCGAAGCGGUUCUGGACGGGGAGAUCGACGACAUCCUUCACCGGCUGGUCGAGGCGGAGCAGGCCCGGAACCUGGAGAACUUCGGCGCAUGA